Molecule: messenger RNA, 6756 nt
Organism: Closterium sp. NIES-65
Lineage: Eukaryota; Viridiplantae; Streptophyta; Zygnematophyceae; Desmidiales; Closteriaceae
Source: the annotation of a GenBank genome assembly
AUGAGGGGAUUGGUGAGUGGUGCGGCAGAGCAGGUGAGUGGUGCAGCAGAGCAGGUGAGUGGUGCAGCAGAGCAGGUGAGUGGUGCAGCAGAGCAGGUGAGUGGUGCGGCAGAGCAGGUGAGUGGUGCAGCAGAGCAGGUGAGUGGUGCAGCAGAGCAGGUGAGUGGUGCGGCAGAGCAGGUGAGUGGUGCAGCAGAGCAGGUGAGUGGUGCAGCAGAGCAGGUGAGUGGUGCGGCAGAGCAGGUGAGUGGUGCAGCAGAGCAGGUGAGUGGUGCAGCAGAGCAGGUGAGUGGUGCAGCAGAGCAGGUGAGUGGUGCAGCAGAGCAGGUGAGUGGUGCAGCAGAGCAGGUGAGUGGUGUGGCAGAGCAGGUGAGUGGUGCGGCAGAGCAGGUGAGUGGUGCGGCAGAGCAGGUGAGUGGUGCAGCAGAGCAGGUGAGUGGUGCAGCAGAGCAGGUGAGUGGUGCAGCAGAGCAGGUGAGUGGUGCAGCAGAGCAGGUGAGUGGUGCGGCAGAGCAGGUGAGUGGUGCAGCAGAGCAGGUGAGUGGUGCGGCAGAGCAGGUGAGUGGUGCAGCAGAGCAGGUGAGUGGUGCGGCAGAGCAGGUGAGUGGUGCGGCAGAGCAGGUGAGUGGUGCAGCAGAGCAGGUGAGUGGUGCGGCAGAGCAGGUGAGUGGUGCAGCAGAGCAGGUGAGUGGUGCGGCAGAGCAGGUGAGUGGUGCGGCAGAGCAGGUGAGUGGUGCAGCAGAGCAGGUGAGUGGUGCGGGAGAGCAGGUGAGUGGUGCAGCAGAGCAGGUGAGUGGUGCGGCAGAGCAGGUGAGUGGUGCAGCAGAGCAGGUGAGUGGUGCGGCAGAGCAGGUGAGUGGUGCGGCAGAGCAGGUGAGUGGUGCGGCAGAGCAGGUGAGUGGUGCGGCAGAGCAGGUGAGUAGUGCAGCAGAGCAGGUGAGUGGUGCGGCAGAGCAGGUGAGUGGUGCGGCAGAGCAGGUGAGUGGUGCGGCAGAGCAGGUGAGUGGUGCAGCAGAGCAGGUGAGUGGUGCAGCAGAGCAGGUGAGUGGUGCGGCAGAGCAGGUGAGUGGUGCAGCAGAGCAGGUGAGUGGUGCGGCAGAGCAGGUGAGUGGUGCGGCAGAGCAGGUGAGUGGUGCAGCAGAGCAGGUGAGUGGUGCAGCAGAGCUGGUGAGUGGUGCAGCAGAGCAGGUGAGUGGUGCGGCAGAGCAGGUGAGUGGUGCAGCAGAGCAGGUGAGUGGUGCGGCAGAGCAGGUGAGUGGUGCGGCAGAGCAGGUGAGUGGUGCAGCAGAGCAGGUGAGUGGUGCGGCAGAGCAGGUGAGUGGUGCAGCAGAGCAGGUGAGUGGUGCAGCAGAGCAGGUGAGUGGUGCGGCAGAGCAGGUGAGUGGUGCAGCAGAGCAGGUGAGUGGUGCGGCAGAGCAGGUGAGUGGUGCAGCAGAGCAGGUGAGUGGUGCAGCAGAGCAGGUGAGUGGUGCAGCAGAGCAGGUGAGUGGUGCGGCAGAGCAGGUGAGUGGUGCGGCAGAGCAGGUGAGUGGUGCGGCAGAGCAGGUGAGUGGUGCGGCAGAGCAGGUGAGUGGUGCAGCAGAGCAGGUGAGUGGUGCGGCAGAGCAGGUGAGUGGUGCAGCAGACCAGGUGAGUGGUGCGGCAGAGCAGGUGAGUGGUGCAGCAGAGCAGGUGAGUGGUGCAGCAGAGCAGGUGAGUGGUGCGGCAGAGCAGGUGAGUGGUGCGGCAGAGCAGGUGAGUGGUGCGGCAGAGCAGGUGAGUGGUGCGGCAGAGCAGGUGAGUGGUGCAGCAGAGCAGGUGAGUGGUGCGGCAGAGCAGGUGAGUGGUGCGGCAGAGCAGGUGAGUGGUGCGGCAGAGCAGGUGAGUGGUGCAGCAGAGCAGGUGAGUGGUGCGGCAGAGCAGGUGAGUGGUGCAGCAGAGCAGGUGAGUGGUGCAGCAGAGCAGGUGAGUGGUGCGGCAGAGCAGGUGAGUGGUGCAGCAGAGCAGGUGAGUGGUGCAGCAGAGCAGGUGAGUGGUGCGGUAGAGCAGGUGAGUGGUGCGGCAGAGCAGGUGAGUGGUGCAGCAGAGCAGGUGAGUGGUGCGGCAGAGCAGGUGAGUGGUGUGGCAGAGCAGGUGAGUGGUGCAGCAGAGCAGGUGAGUGGUGCAGCAGAGCAGGUGAGUGGUGCGGCAGAGCAGGUGAGUGGUGCAGCAGAGCAGGUGAGUGGUGCAGCAGAGCAGGUGAGUGGUGCGGCAGAGCAGGUGAGUGGUGCAGCAGAGCAGGUGAGUGGUGCGGCAGAGCAGGUGAGUGGUGCGGCAGAGCAGGUGAGUGGUGCAGCAGAGCAGGUGAGUGGUGCGGCAGAGCAGGUGAGUGGUGCAGCAGAGCAGGUGAGUGGUGCAGCAGAGCAGGUGAGUGGUGCGGCAGAGCAGGUGAGUGGUGCAGCAGAGCAGGUGAGUGGUGCGGCAGAGCAGGUGAGUGGUUCAGCAGAGCAGGUGAGUGGUGCGGCAGAGCAGGUGAGUGGUGCAGCAGAGCAGGUGAGUGGUGCAGCAGAGCAGGUGAGUGGUGCGGCAGAGCAGGUGAGUGGUGCACCAGAGCAGGUGAGUGGUGCGGCAGAGCAGGUGAGUGGUGCAGCAGAGCAGGUGAGUGGUGCGGCAGAGCUGGUGAGUGGUGCGGCAGAGCAGGUGAGUGGUGCAGCAGAGCAGGUGAGUGGUGCGGCAGAGCAGGUGAGUGGUGCGGCAGAGCAGGUGAGUGGUGCAGCAGAGCAGGUGAGUGGUGCGACAGAGCAGGUGAGUGGUGCAGCAGAGCAGGUGAGUGGUGCGGCAGAGCAGGUGAGUGGUGCAGCAGAGCAGGUGAGUGGUGCGGCAGAGCAGGUGAGUGGUGCAGCAGAGCAGGUGAGUGUUGCAGCAGAGCAGGUGAGUGGUGCGGCAGAGCAGGUGAGUGGUGCACCAGAGCAGGUGAGUGGUGCGGCAGAGCAGGUGAGUGGUGCAGCAGAGCACGUGAGUGGUGCGGCAGAGCUGGUGAGUGGUGCGGCAGAGCAGGUGAGUGGUGCAGCAGAGCAGGUGAGUGGUGCGGCAGAGCAGGUGAGUGGUGCGGCAGAGCAGGUGAGUGGUGCAGCAGAGCAGGUGAGUGGUGCGACAGAGCAGGUGAGUGGUGCAGCAGAGCAGGUGAGUGGUGCGGCAGAGCAGGUGAGUGGUGCGGCAGAGCUGGUGAGUGGUGCGGCAGAGCAGGUGAGUGGUGCAGCAGAGCAGGUGAGUGGUGCAGCAGAGCAGGUGAGUGGUGCGGCAGAGCAGGUGAGUGGUGCACCAGAGCAGGUGAGUGGUGCGGCAGAGCAGGUGAGUGGUGCUGCAGAGCAGGUGAGUGGUGCUGCAGAGCAGGUGAGUGGUGCGACAGAGCAGGUGAGUGGUGCGGCAGAGCAGGUGAGUGGUGCAGCAGAGCAGGUGAGUGGUGCGGCAGAGCAGGUGAGUGGUGCGGCAGAGCAGGUGAGUGGUGCGGCAGAGCAGGUGAGUGGUGCGGCAGAGCAGGUGAGUGGUGCGGCAGAGCAGGUGAGUGGUGCGGCAGAGCAGGUGAGUGGUGCGGCAGAGCAGGUGAGUGGUGCAGCAGAGCAGGUGAGUGGUGCGGCAGAGCAGGUGAGUGGUGCAGCAGAGCAGGUGAGUGGUGCGGCAGAGCAGGUGAGUGGUGCAGCAGAGCAGGUGAGUGGUGCAGCAGAGCAGGUGAGUGGUGCGGCAGAUCAGUCAUUGACUCAAUCUGCUCCUCAUUCUCUCAGCUCCUCUUCUUCCAUUCUCUCCCUCACACACUUUCCUUUCCCCCCUCUCUCCCUGUUUCCCUCCCUCCUUCCCUCCCUCUCUCCCUCUUUCCCUCCCUCCUUCCCUACAUUGACUCAAUCUGCUCCUCAUUCUCUCAGCUCCUCUCCUUCCAUUCUCUCCCUCACACACUUUCCAUCCCCCCUCUCUCCCUCUUUCCCUCCCUCCUUCCCUCCCUCUCUCCCUCUUUCCCUCCCUCCUUCCCUCCCUCUCUCCCUCCUUUCAUCAGAAGCUGUGCUCGCACGAACCUUGCAGCACCGCUCUCCACCUCUGGACGGCACCGAGUCCUCUCCCACUCCCCCCACUCCCAAUCGCCUGGAGCUCUGCCUCGUUCAGAGCCGUGAUGACAUUAUAAGCCCGCCUGUUGUAGCCGCUGCGCGCGCUCUCCGCCCACAUCGCGUAAAAACGGACCAGGCGGGUAUCGCGAUAGUUUCCCUCAGCUUUCCGCUCUAUCGCCGCGUUCCUUCCGUCCCUAGUCCCUCCCCGCGCUGCGCGCGCUCUCCGUCCACAGCGCGUGACGCGGACCCUACUUGUCUCCCGGGUCUCUCGGGUGCCCCACUCAGGCUUCUCUCAGCUGUCCCUUUCAGCUGCCCCUCUCAGGUGUCUCUCAGGUUCCCCUCUCAGGUGCCCAUCCCAGGUGUCUCUCCAAUGUCUCUCAGCAAGGUGGCCAGGUUCCCCCGGCAGCUGGUGAGUGGUGCGGCAGAGCAGGUGAGUGGUGCGGCAGAGCAGGUGAGUGGUGCGGCAGAGCAGGUGAGUGGUGCGGCAGAGCAGGUGAGUGGUGCGGCAGAGCAGAUGAGUGGUGCGGCAGAGCAGGUGAGUGGUGCGGCAGAGCAGGUGAGUGGUGCAGCAGAGCAGGUGAGUGGUGCGGCAGAGCAGGUGAGUGGUGCGGCAGAGCAGGUGAGUGGUGCGGCAGAGCAGGUGAGUGGUGCGGCAGAGCAGGUGAGUGGUGCGGCAGAGCAGGUGAGUGGUGCGGCAGAGCAGGUGAGUGGUGCGGCAGAGCAGGUGAGUGGUGCAGCAGAGCAGGUGAGUGGUGCAGCACAGCAGGUGAGUGGUGCGGCAGAGCAGGUGAGUGGUGCAGCAGAGCAGGUGAGUGGUGCGGCAGAGCAGGUGAGUGGUGCAGCAGAGCAGGUGAGUGGUGCGGCAGACCAGGUGAGUGGUGCGGCAGAGCAGGUGAGUGGUGCAGCAGAGCAGGUGAGUGGUGCAGCAGAGCAGGUGAGUGGUGCGGCAGAGCAGGUGAGUGGUGCAGCAGAGCAGGUGAGUGGUGCAGCAGAGCAGGUGAGUGGUGCAGCAGAGCAGGUGAGUGGUGCUGCAGAGCAGGUGAGUGGUGCGGCAGAGCAGGUGAGUGGUGCGGCAGAGCAGGUGAGUGGUGCGGCAGAGCAGGUGAGUGGUGCGGCAGAGCAGGUGAGUGGUGCGGCAGAGCAGGUGAGUGGUGCGGCAGAACAGGUGAGUGGUGCGGCACAGCAGGUGAGUGGUGCGGCAGAGCAGGUGAGUGGUGUGGCAGAGCAGGUGAGUGGUGCGGCAGAGCAGGUGAGUGGUGCGGCAGAGCAGGUGAGUGGUGCGGCAGAGCAGGUGAGUGGUGCGGCAGAGCAGGUGAGUGGUGCGGCAGAGCAGGUGAGUGGUGCGGCAGAGCAGAUGAGUGGUGCGGCAGAGCAGGUGAGUGGUGCGGCAGAGCAGGUGAGUGGUGCAGCAGAGCAGGUGAGUGGUGCGGCAGAGCAGGUGAGUGGUGCGGCAGAGCAGGUGAGUGGUGCGGCAGAGCAGGUGAGUGGUGCGGCAGAGCAGGUGAGUGGUGCGGCAGAGCAGAUGAGUGGUGCGGCAGAGCAGGUGAGUGGUGCGGCAGAGCAGGUGAGUGGUGCGGCAGAGCAGGUGAGUGGUGCGGCAGAGCAGGUGAGUGGUGCGGCAGAGCAGGUGAGUGGUGCAGCAGAGCAGGUGAGUGGUGCAGCAGAGCAGGUGAGUGGUGCAGCAGAGCAGGUGAGUGGUGCGGCAGAGCAGGUGAGUGGUGCAGCAGAGCAGGUGAGUGGUGCGGCAGAGCAGGUGAGUGGUGCGGCAGAGCAGGUGAGUGGUGCAGCAGAGCAGGUGAGUGAUGCGGCAGAGCAGGUGAGUGGUGCAGCAGAGCAGGUGAGUGGUGCGGCAGAGCAGGUGAGUGGUGCGGCAGAGCAGGUGAGUGGUGCAGCAGAGCAGGUGAGUGGUGCGGCAGAGCAGGUGAGUGGUGCAGCAGAGCAGGUGAGUGGUGCAGCAGAGCAGGUGAGUGGUGCAGCAGAGCAGGUGAGUGGUGCAGCAGAGCAGGUGAGUGGUGCGGCAGAGCAGGUGAGUGGUGCAGCAGAGCAGGUGAGUGGUGCGGCAGAGCAGGUGAGUGGUGCGGCAGAGCAGGUGAGUGGUGCGGUAGAGCAGGUGAGUGGUGCAGCAGAGCAGGUGAGUGGUGCGGCAGAGCAGGAGAGUGGUGCAGCAGAGCAGGUGAGUGGUGCAGCAGAGCAGGUGAGUGGUGCGGCAGAGCGGGUGAGUGGUGCAGCAGAGCAGGUGAGUGGUGCAGCAGAGCAGGUGAGUGGUGCGGCAGAGCAGGAGAGUGGUGCGGCAGAGCAGGUGAGUGGUGCAGCAGAGCAGAUGAGUGGUGCAGCAGAGCAGGAGAGUGGUGCAGCAGAGCAGGUGAGUGGUGCAGCAGAGCAGGUGAGUGGUGCGGCAGAGCAGGAGAGUGGCGCGGCAGAGCAGGUGAGUGGUGCGGCAGAGCAGGUGAGUGGUGCGGCAGAGCAGGUGAGUGGUGCGGCAGAGCAGGUGAGUGGUGCAGCAGAGCAGGUGAGUGGUGCGGCAGAGCAGGUGAGUGGUGCAGCAGAGCAGGUGAGUGGUGCAGCAGAGCAGGUGAGUGGUGCAGCAGAGCAGGUGAGUGGUGCGGCAGAGCAGGUGAGUGGUGCGGCAGAGCAGGUGAGUGGUGCAGCAGAGCAGGUGAGUGGUGCAGCAGAGCAGGUGAGUGGUGCAGCAGAGCGAUGA